Messenger RNA from Meloidogyne enterolobii, 1236 nucleotides. The record is from the annotation of a GenBank genome assembly. NCBI's taxonomy places the organism in Eukaryota, Metazoa, Nematoda, Chromadorea, Rhabditida, Meloidogynidae.
AUGGAUGAAGUUGAUGGAAUGAGUGGAAAUGCUGACAGAGCUGGGAUGUCAGAAUUAAUUCAAAUGAUUAAAAGAACUAAAGUACCGAUUAUUUGUAUUUGUAAUGACAGACAAUCUAUGAAAGUUCGUUCGUUGGCUAAUUAUUGUUUUGAUUUGAGAUUUCAAAGGCCUAGAGUUGAACAAAUUAAGGGUUGUCUUUUAAGUAUUGCGGCUAAAGAAAAUGUAAAACUAUCAAAAGAUGUUUAUGACAAAAUUAUUGAAGCAUCUUCUCAAGAUAUUCGUUUGUGUAUAAAUACAUUACAAAUGGUUACAAGUGGACAAAUGUCGAUGGAUUUUCAGAAGAAGGAUAUUUUGAUGAAUAUCUUUGAAGCUGCUCGCCAGAUUUUAAGUGCGGAUACUUCAUUAAUGUCAAAAUCUGAUCUUUUCUUUAAUGAUUAUUCAAUUCUGCCUCUUUUUGUACAAGAAAACUAUCCAAAUGUUAGAAAUUCAAAAAUGAAGUUUUUAUCAAUUUUUUACUCGAAUUUUUUCCCAACUUUUUUUAGUAAUCUCGACCAUCUUCAAGCUAUUCGACGUGCUUCUGACACAAUUGCUUUUGGCGAUAUUCUUGCAAAACAGAUAAGAACAGGUGGAGAUUGGUCACUUUUGAGGGAACAAGCAAUGUUCUCUUGUGCUUUACCAGCAUUAUUUAUGGACGGGUAUAUGACUGCACAAAUUUCUUUUCCGGCAUGGCUUGGUAAAAAUUCUAAUUUACAAAAACGUCAACGUUUAUUACGGCAAUUAGCUUUACAUAUGCAUUUGAGAAUCGCUGGAAAUAUUCAAUCAAUGGUUCUUGAUUAUUUACCUGUCCUUCGUGAACGGCUUUAUCGUCCUUUAAUUGAAAAAGAUUCUGCUGGAGUCCCUGAUGUUAUUGCCCAUUACAAUUAUUAUUAUUUGGUGAAAGAUGAUUCUGAAGCUAUUAAUGAAUUGGGGGCUUGGCCAAAUAAACAAAACAAAGAUUUGGCUUCUUUGGUUAGCACUAAAGCAAAAUCGGCAUUAACAAGACAAUUAAAUAAAGAAAAACGAUUUUUACCUUUUGCACAACCUAUUGAUAUUAAAACUGGGCGAAGAAAGGGGGCGGAAACGAAAGGGAAAGUUGUUUCUGUGGAUGAGACUGAGGAAAAAGAAGAUUUGGAAGAAGAAGAGAAUGAUUUAGAAGAAGAGGCAAUGGAAGUAAAUAUGUUACAAAUGGAAUAUUAA